AUGUCUCUAUGUUCUGAGCUCCAUGAGCUUCCAUACAUUGUCCAACAGAGACGGGACACCAAACUUGGUCCCAUCCGCAAGCGCAUCAUCAUCUGCUGCGACGGAACAUCGCAGUCUGCCGUCUCAGGCAAGAAGAACGUCCCAUCAAAUGUGACACGUCUCUGCCGCGCUUUGAACAGCGUCGGAACAGAUAAAGACGGCAACCAGUGGCAGCAAAUAGUCUGGUAUGACUCCGGAAUCGGCACGACUUCCCUCGCCCUGGGCAAGAAGGUCGAAGGCGCCGUCGGGCAGGGCCUGGAAGGCAAUGUUGUCGAAGCGUACAACUUUUGCGUUCUGAAUUAUAAUCCCGGGGAUAAGAUUAUGUGUUUUGGUUUCUCGAGAGGCGCCUUCACGGCCCGCGCCAUUGCUGGACUAAUCUCCGACAUUGGCAUCUGCAGUAAACAUGAUUUGAACCGGUUUCCGGAACUCUGGGAGGUUUAUAAAAGAAAUGAGCCUGGGAAGCGGUUUUUUUGCAGUGAUCUCUGGUUUGAGUGGAUGGAAGGCAAGGCUGAUGAGAAGCAGGGUGCUAGAGGCGAGGAUUUCGUCUUUGAGAAGCGUGCCCAAGGUGACUGGGCUCAGGAGGGUUCGAGGGAAGUGGAGGUCGUUGGAGUUUAUGACACAGUCGGUGCUAUCGGAAUGCCGGAGGUUAUGGGGGUAAAGCUGCCAUCAUGGCUUUUGUGGUGGUCGGAUAAAGGUGGAUGGGAAAAUGUGGGACUUUCAUCCAAUGUCAAACAUGCAUUCCAGGCUUUGGCUCUCGAUGAACACCGCAAUGCCUUUUCACCCACCCUAUGGUAUCUGCCGAAAUUCGGAAAUGUGACUUCAAAGCAGAUAGAAGCCCAGAAGAAAGAAGUCAUGAAGAAGGCUCAAGAAUGGGACGACCUCUUGCAAAAGGCAAUGAGGCUCAAGGAUAGCGGCAAGGCCAGUGAUGAGGACGUGAAUGGCGCAGCCCGACACCUUAACGAGACGGCCAGAGCCUUGAACGAAGAGAGUCGAAAGCUAAUGAAGUUGGAAGACGAUCACAAGCAUCAGCAUCAUCCCCGAACUUUGAGACAGGUGUGGUUCCCCGGAUAUCACAUUCACAUAGGCGGAGGAUCGAGCGAUACACUUAAUGGCGAGGGUGACAUGGAAGAAAUGUCCAGUAUCUCCUUUGCGUGGAUGUUGGACCAGAUCAAACCCUAUCUCUCGCUCAACGAAAAAUACUUGGCCAAGGAAAGAGCAGAUAUGGAGUACCACAUUUCAACUCUUGUCGAAAACUCGUUCUACAAUGAGUCCUGGGGACAAUGGGCUCUACGCAAAGCCGCAACCUUGAGAAAUCACUUCACGGUUGCCGUUAAGACUGCGGAUAAGCAACGCAGCUAUGGCUGGGGAACGGGUGAGCUGAAAGACAGCUUCACGCCAUUCUAUUAUCUCAACGGGUCAAAGAAGCGCACCCCAGGAAGUUAUGAUCCGUUAGACAAAGACGGGCAGCCGCUGGGUGAUACUUUCGAGUUUGUCCACCCGGUGGUUGGAUUCAGAGAGAAACAACUUCCGGAUUACACGCCUAUUGGGCAUGGAGCUAAGUUUGAUCGCCGGAAGACGGUCAACGAGAAUGGCCAUCCUUGUGUUGUGUAUUAUCUGGGUGAUGCGCGCAAGUCCUUGCCCGAAUGGCCCUUGGGAGGAUUGGACUCCUAUGAGAGGUUGGUCAUCACUAGCAAGGCCUCGUAUGAUUAUGUCGACGAACUGGAUUUAUAUUUGAAGGCUGGAAUCAAGACACCCCGCCGAUCCGUUUAG
Penicillium arizonense is the source of this 1809-nucleotide messenger RNA. Its product is annotated as T6SS phospholipase effector Tle1-like catalytic domain-containing protein. NCBI's taxonomy places the organism in Eukaryota, Fungi, Ascomycota, Eurotiomycetes, Eurotiales, Aspergillaceae. The transcript is spliced from 2 exons. Bases 1 to 1809 code for a protein of 602 amino acids. The record is from RefSeq and is a predicted model, not a curated record.